Messenger RNA from Fragaria vesca subsp. vesca, 1566 nucleotides. RefSeq lists its product as uncharacterized. The transcript is spliced from 3 exons. Lineage: Eukaryota; Viridiplantae; Streptophyta; Magnoliopsida; Rosales; Rosaceae. Gene Ontology annotation, molecular function: metal ion binding. The record is from RefSeq and is a predicted model, not a curated record. The coding region runs from base 103 to 1347 and encodes 414 amino acids.
CUGAGACACAGAGAGAGAGAGACAGAGAGACACAGAGAAAGACGAUAAAGGAGAAAUUGAGUAGUGUUCCAUUUCAUCCACACUCCAAAGAGCUUUGAAGAAAUGACUAAAGAUGAAGACUUUAAGCUCCUCAAGAUCCAGACUUGUUAUCUCAAAGUGAACAUACACUGUGAUGGGUGUAAGCAGAAAGUGAAGAAACUGCUUCAGAGAAUUGAAGGUGUUUAUGAAGUCAGCAUAGAUGCUGAUCAGCAGAAAGUCACAGUUUCAGGGGUUAUAGACUCUGCCAAUUUGAUAAAGAAAUUGGUUAGAGCUGGGAAACAUGCUGAGCUUUGGAACCAGCAGAAGGCCAAUCAGAACCAAAACCAGAAGCAAAAGAACAACAUCUGCAUCAAGGACAACAAAGGCCAAAAGCAGCAAGGGGGCAUGAUAAAGGGACUUGAAGCCUUCAAAAACCAGCAGCCGCAGCAGAAGUUUCCCCAUUUCUUCACUGAAGAGGAUAUUAAUGACUUAUUGGAAGAUGAGGAGGAGGAUGAGAAGGAUGAGUUGAGGCUUCUGAUGAGGCAGAAAGUAAACCAGCUCAGGCAUCAAUCUAUUGAUGUAAACAACAAUGGAAGGAAAGGUGCUGCUGCUGCAGCUAACCCAAACAAUAGUGUCAAGAUCACAAACAAUCACAAUGCUGGGAAGAAGGGAGUGCAGCACCAAAAUCAGAAUGUGCAGGGCAUGAAGGUGAUUAAUCCAGGUGGGAUUGAUCCCAAAACCAUGGCAGCACUGAACAUGAGCAACAUUGCUCAAUUGGGUGCCCAAUUGGGUGGCGAAGCCAAGAGGGGGAAUAACAAUGACUUGAGCACCAUGAUGAAUUUGGCUGGUUUUCAUGGCAAUGGCGCUACAAAUGCUGCUUCUGCCGCCGGUUUAGGUGGCAAUGUGGCCCAUGCCAAUAGUCUAGCAGCAUUCCAACAAGCGCUUCAAUCUCAGCAAUCUCAAGCUGGAGGCAGUGCAUAUCAGGCUCAAUCAGCUUCUGGAGGGUUUCCUAGUGGAGGUUAUGCCACUGGCCAAUAUCCGCAGACUAUGAUGAUGAAUACAAAUGGCUACGGGCAUCCAUCACAGAUGAUGAACAUGAAUAUGCAGCAGGCGAGGCAACAAGCAAUACAGCAGCAGCAACCUCAGAUGAUGUAUCACAGGUCUCCAUACAUUCCUCCUAGUACUACUGGUUACUACCCCAACUAUGGUCCCAUUCCUAGUUCUGCUCCAUAUCCUUACACUGCCGAGCCUAAUUACGGUGGUGAUGAUGGCAACAAUGCAGCUCAUAUGUUCAAUGAUGAGAACACCAGCAGCUGUUCUAUAAUGUGAUUCUAAUUAUGUAGAAAUGAAUGUUUGCAGAGAAUGGUGUUUACUCAUUCGCUGCCAGUGGAUGUUUAGUUGCUUUUGACAGUAUGUGGAAGACAUGAAUCAGGACUAAUAGUAGUACUAGUUGUUGGAGUGAGUCUCAUCACUUAUCAGUGUAAUAUUAUUGUGUAGUUGUUGACACUAUGUUCCCUAAUUAUUUAUGUCAAUUCCUCUAGUUUGUUU